CAAUGUCAAAUCACAUCGUGCACCUAUAUAAAAGCACAAGGAUACCAUCAGACUGAGUACAAAGGAACGAGCAACUUCCUCACAAACCCCCUUCCCGGCAGUACCACACACAUGGACAAUCUCUACACAUCGGUAUUCGGGAGGAUGACAUGGAAUCGACGGAAUAAACAGAAACAGAAACGAGCAAGGCCUGCCCCGACACAUUCCCUAGCCGUGAAGCUCCUAGCCGACAUAUCCUCCUCAUCCACCACAUCUAUCUCCUCUACCACCUCUACUCCCCCCUUCCUGAACUCCCCCCUCCCCAACCCCCAACUCACCUCCCCCCUCUUCUCCCUCCUCCCCCCCGAACUCCGCAACCGCAUCUUCUCCCUCUCCCUCUCCGAACACGCCCUCUCCUCCCUCCCCGUCCCCUUCCACUCCUUCGCCUACCGCCCCGCGCACGCGCACGCGAAGGGCUAUAGUGGGUUCGGGUUGGUGCGAAGCUGUAAAAGGGUUUAUUUGGAGACAUGGGGGUUGGUUGUGAGUGGGGUUGAGUUUAGGGAUUGGGUGUGUUGGGAGGAUCGGAUCCCGAGGGGGGUUAGCACCGCCACUCCGAGUGGAGAAACUGUGGGUGCGGGAGAGGGAGUCGGAGAGGGAACGGUGGUGGUACAUGAAGGAAGUCUGAGGGGAUCGAAGAGGUUUGAGCGGAUGACGGUCGAGCAGCGCGAUUUCGUCCGCACGAUCCAUAUCUUCGCGCAACAAUACGAGCUCGAGAAACCGAGCUGGUCGAUGCAAGUCCUCGGUCGGCACGCCUACAACCCUUCCUCCUCUUCUUCAUCUUCUUCGUCAGACCUCAACGUCGACGCAGUCAGACCCCGAAAGGUGAUCAUCGCCGUUCGCUUCAACGACUGGUGGGGCUGGUCCGGCGACACGACAUUGAGUAUGGGAGAGCCCGAGUAUGGAGAGGCCUGGAGGGAGGGAUUCAGGGCGUUUGGUGAGAGGCUGGAGGAGGUGCAGAUUGAGAUGGAGACGAUCGAGGAGAGGAAGGGGGAGUUGGAGGAGAUCGUGCAGGAGAUGAGGGGGUGGAGGAUACCGGUUGGUUGUGUGGAGACGGAGGGAAGGGAAGGGAAGAUGCUCGUGAUGAGUGAUGAGGUGAGGAGGGAAGUUUGGGAGGGAUCGAGGUUUUGUGUGGAUGAGGAGGAGCCGGAGGAAGGAACAGAGCUGCAGAAAUAUGGCGUGUAUACGGUGAGGUGGAAGGCUGUAACUUAG
Messenger RNA from Stereum hirsutum FP-91666 SS1, 1248 nucleotides. RefSeq lists its product as uncharacterized. The record is from RefSeq and is a predicted model, not a curated record. NCBI's taxonomy places the organism in Eukaryota, Fungi, Basidiomycota, Agaricomycetes, Russulales, Stereaceae. The coding region runs from base 112 to 1248 and encodes 378 amino acids. The transcript has a single exon.